This is a messenger RNA of Drosophila sechellia, 4894 nucleotides long. RefSeq names its product histone-lysine N-methyltransferase 2D. Gene Ontology annotation, molecular function: protein binding. Gene Ontology annotation, cellular component: membrane. The record is from RefSeq and is a predicted model, not a curated record. Lineage: Eukaryota; Metazoa; Arthropoda; Insecta; Diptera; Drosophilidae. The transcript has 5 exons.
AAAUAAUUGUUGGAUACAAGUUUUGUGGCUAACUGAGCAAGUUUUCAUUAAUUGUGCCGUGCUGAGUGCUAACUAACGCGUUCAAUAUGUAUUUUUUGGCAUUGCUUGCGUUCAUUGGAAAUGCCAAAGAUGGAAAUGCGGUGAGCUCGAGCCUGAUCCCCGGCGGCUCCUGCCGCGAUUACAAUGGCAAGAUGUACGAGACUGGCAUGCACUAUAUGCCAGGACCCGACUCAUGCCGCCUCUGCAUCUGCGACAGCGGACUGCCCAAGGCCUGCAAGAUGGUGCUCUGCGAGGCGUUCAGCAAGUGCAAGUCCUUCCAGACGGUGGGCAGCGGCAACAACUGCUGCGAGGUGAUCUGCCUGGACGACCAGUUCAGCGAUGGGAGCACCGACUUCGGCAUUUGACUGGUGGCCAGUGGCAUCACGGCCACGCUGUCCUUGUCGCUUCUCUUCUUUCUGGUGAAUCGCCUGAGGCAGCGGAAGAUGCGGGCGCGGGAGAAUCGCCAGAAUGCAGAGGAUCAGCGCAGCAUUGUGGGCAGCAUUGGCUACAUAGCCGGAAACAUGGGCUACAUGGAGGGAAAUCUGAGUGCCAUUGAUUAUUCCUACAGCGGCGCUGCUACCCACUAUCCUUUGUGGAAGCCGCAUUUUCCGCGUGGGGAGGCUCCACCGCCGUACGAAGAGGCAGUGGCCAUUUCCCAGGCGGAGGCGCUCAGUGCUCAGUGCACCGUCAGCCUGCCGGCUAGCUCCCAGCGAACGGUAGCCACGGUCAGCCAGCAGCAACAGCAGGCAGUGGCCCAGGCUCAAGCUCAGGUCCAAGCCCAGCAGCAGCAACAGAUCCAGGCCCAGGUGCAGGCCAAUCAGCAUCUGCAACAGCACACUCUCCAACUGCACACUCAACCGCAGCAGCACCAUCAGCCGUACAGCCAGCAGCUAGUGGCUCAUCCGCAUCCGCAGCACCCGCACUCCGCAGCCAAUGUGCUGCCCCAGUCAAACCAGUACACACAGAGCACCACCAACUUAAUUAACAUCAACAUCAACAGUGGCGGGGUUACCACCAUAGCCACCGGGGAGAAUCACCAGCCGCCUUACAGUCUGCAAAGUGACCACCAACUCAGUCUGGAACAGCAGCAGCAGCAACAGCAACAGCAACAGCACCUUAUGCAGCCUCCGGUCAGCAGUGGUUCCAUUUGCCUCCAGGCGAUGCCCAAGCCACCAGUCUCCGCCGAGUGCAGCUACAAGAAUUGCCACCUAAACAUUAGCGCUAGUGUUACUACUGCGGCGGCCAGCUCCAGUUCGGCAGCCUAUACGACUGGCCGAAGGACAACUCCCCGGGGAUCCCAAGAGUUGCUUCAUCAGUUGCCACAGCAGCAGCAGCAACAGCAACAACAACAGCAGCAACAGUAUCUAACCGUAGCCGAUGUGGAGAUCAAUGCUAGUGCCAGUGCCGCAAGCUAUCAUUCACUGCCAGCCGGUAGUGGGGAACUUCUGGCCACACCCACACACGCCCAAGUGUUGCAGCAUCAACAACAGCAGCACCAGCAGCAGCAGCAACAUCUGCUGGCGGCCAUAUCCUCGCCGGGCAUGGAGAUACUGCAGCCUUUAGAGAUAGCCACAAUAUCGUCGGCACCUGCCUGCAGCUCCGCGGAUUCAGUGACCCAGACCACACAGAUGCCUCUGCACGGAACGCUGAAGAACAGCCAGCCACAGCAGAUGAGCAAGACACCCUCCAGUUCGAGGCGCUAUCACCGCACUAUUCCGCGCUAUUUCGCAGUGGCCGACCCUCUCCAGUUGAAGCCCAAGACCAGCAGCAGUGCCACAUCCACUGUUGAUAAGCAGCAGGCCAGUAAGAAGCCCAUGUGCCAGUGUCCCAUCCAGCACGUGCCCAUGUCGUAUAUGGGCAGCACGGCCAACGCAAAUGCUUUCUUAAGCGGAGCCGGCAAGCUUUUCGCUGGAAACUCGAGCAGCAGCAGCACCUCAACACCGACGUGUUCCCUGUCUCCGGGAGCGGCGGCCACCGGUGGAGUGCGUCAUGCGGCCACCUUGUCCUACGGACAACGAGCCAAGUCCUCGUCUAACCUGCAGGCGCAGGAUCUAAUAACGGCGGCUGCUUCGGGUGGUGGAACCUUGCGACGAAGUGGGUGUGGACACGAGCCGAAGAUAGCCACCAUAUCCAAACAGGUGGGCGAUGAGACGCAUCAUGGCCAUACGGCAUCCAGUGGUGGAGUCAAUGUGUCGGCCAUCAUACCACCGCCCCCGCUGCAGCAUCCCGAAGAGGUGUCUGCGCCGCCAAUUGUCCUGGGUCGGGUGCAGAAGAGAUCCUCCAGCAAUUCUGCCGAACGGGGAAGAAGCUCCAGCGGAGGAGGCAGUGGCGGACGCAGUGUGUCCAGUGGCAGCGGUGGCGAUUCCCUAUCCAGCGUCUAUUUGAAUCGAAAGGUUGAUGCCUACUUGAGUUUGACGCACAAACAGCAGCAACAUUUCUUUAACCAGCAACAUCAGCAGCAGCAGCCAAAUCCGAGCAAUCCGACUUUACCACCGAAACUCUACAAAAGCCUAACGAAUUUAAAGAGCGCCACCGUGGUCAGCACAUCCUCGUCCUCCUGCUCGUCCGGCAGCGGGAACAACAACGCCGUGGCCACCAUUUACACGCUGAGCAAACCGGCGACCAGUGGUCAGCGCAAGGAGCAGACUCCCUCGCUGACCCUGCCGCCGGCAAGUCCAGCCGCAGGCCAGUCCGGCGAGAAGCUGACCAGCGGCAAGAUCAACUCGAGCACCUUCUAUCCGUUGGCAAACCACGUGACCUACACCCUGCCCAAGCACAUCAGCGGCAAAGUUUCGUUGAACAGCACCAUCAACAGCGUGGUCAGCAAGGUGCCCUCUGUGAUCAGCAUUCCGCCGGUGGAGAACAACAAUCCGGGCGGCCAGACAGGAGUGCCGGCCAAAAGCACCACACUGCCAAAGAUCCUGCGCGUGAAACGCGACCCAUCGUCGGGAUCGGGAGGAGGAGGGACGACCACGAGUCUGGCGAUUGCCCACUGCCAAAUGCCCAGUUACCCGCUGACGACGAAGGCCACCACCGGAGGAUCCAGCGGACGGUCGCCCAGCAAGCAGCUACCCGUGUGCACCACAUCGAAGAACUGCCUGAAUCCCAAGGAGCACUUCCUGCCCAACGACACCAGUCUGGACGAUGACUACCUGAGCGAGUGCGAGAACUGUAAGAUAGCGCAGAGCGCCAAGUACUACUUGGAUUCGGAAAUGAGCGGCGUCGGAUCCGCAAACUCGCCCCAAGAAACGAUGACGCUGCAGCGGAAAUCGCUGGAAGAGACCAAGGAGGAGCCCAUGGAGAGCUACUAUCGCAGCUCGCACACUCUGCCCAGCAAUGCCAAAAAGCAUGGCAAGAAUAACAACCGGGAAAAGUGGCAGGUCUCGACGAUUGCAGCUGCCAGCUCGUCGGAUGAGGACAUCAACGAAUGAGAUUUAAGCCAUUUUCUUUAAGAUGCCCGAUCGCCGGUCAGAAAUGCAUCCUAAAGAAAACGCAGGCUCCAAAACCACACCACAACCAACCACACCCCGCCCCCCUGGAUGGCUAAUCAACUUAGGUAACCAACCAAUUGCUGCUGCAAGGAGAGAUAGAUCCUGUACAUAUAUAAGAAUAUUAAGCGUACUUAGAACAACAUAAAUCGUGUCAUUAAAUAUUUGUAGACGGUAACCAACUGAUUGUUAGAUUUAACCAUGACUAAUGGUACUCAACCCAGAAGCGGCAUAUAAAUCUGCGUGUUUGUUAUGCACCUGUAUAUCUUUGUACGUAUGUAAUUGAAUCUGUACCAUACGAUAUGAUAUGAAACGAUAGGAUAAGCGAAGUUAGAGCGGGCAUUAAAUCAAUUAUAACCAAUGCAUUAUGAAGAUAUUAGCGGAAAUGUUGAAUACUUAGCAUAUAUGAAAUUGAUCAUUAAGAUGUCAAACCUAACUGCCAUCUGCCCUUUUGCCAACGUUAACUGUCAAUAAUUGUGUAUGUAUGUAAUAUUUAAAUAAUGAAUGUAAGAAACUUAAGUUUUUAUAUACAACUAAAGGAAGCUGACCAAAAUUCAAUGUAUUUCCCUGCUGCUCAUACCCAAAAGAUGCACAAGCAUUGCACAUACGAACUCUAGGAUAAACCAAUUGACAUAGGCAUACAUACUCCGUAAAUAGAGGAAACCAUAGGAUACGAAUUUAAAUUGAAAACUCAUUGCCAUUUCAUUCCCUCUUUAUAUAAGACGUCGGCAAAAGUACCGACCGACAAAUGCUUUUCUAAUUUCUAAAUUUCCAUCUUUUCCCAGUCGAAUCAAUGAAUGGAAUGUACCAUAUAAAAUGAAACUGCAUACAUCAGUAUGCAUCUAGGCGUAAGAAAUCGUUUUCAGUCCUUUUUGUGUGGGGUUUAAUAGACAUUAGACGGUUUCCUGAUCGAUAACGAAGGACUUGCUAGAGAAUAACUUUCGUUUAAUUCUUCAAUUGGGCGGGUCCUAGACAGUCUAAUGCCAACGAUAUAAGCACGAUAUAAUUAAAUGUAUGUACAUGGAAUACAGGUAGAAGAGCAGCGCUCCACGAGAAGUGGGCGAAUGAAUUGUUUAAUUCGAUCAAUUUGAUAGUUACUAGUCGUAACCACACUAAGCCAGGCGGGUUACUCAAGCAAUUAGUCGAAGCCAGAGAUACCCCGAAUACAAAAACAUAGAUACUACUCAGUAAGCUAUCCUGGUUUGUCCCUUGCCCUUAGUUCUUCUCUAAGUUAGCUGGCCCCAUUCCACUCACUUCGGAUGGACGGAGAUGAUGAGGAAAGCUUGCUCGAAAACGGUUCCUGUUCCGCUUUUGGUUGUAAUAGAUCUCUGACCUGAAAACUGUAUUGUGUUCAACGGAUGCUCAAA